CCCCAGCCCAUCUGACUCCAGGAAGUGCCCUCCUCUGGGAGGAGGCUGAGGUCUGGGAAGAAAAGCAGAGCAGACACCAGAGGAGCCCAGCUUGGCAGCAGCUUCAGAGUCAAACCUCCUCUCCAGAGGAAGAGCCUAGCCCACAGUAGAGACUAUGGAGUUCACCUCAUCCCCUCUCCACAAAGCACAGGUCUUCUGGAGGGGACUCCUGCUCACAGCCUCACUUGUACCCUACUGGACCUCUCCCACUACUGCCCAAGUCACUGUGGAAGCAGUUCCAUCACACGUUGCUGAAGGGGACAAUGUCCUUCUACUUGUCCACAAUCUGUCAGUGACAGCCCCAUUUUUUCACGGGUACAAGGGGAAAAAUGUUGAUCAGAGGAAGGAAAUUGCACGAUUGGUAAUAUCCAGAGGUAAAAUAGAACCUGGGACUGUGUACAGCGGCAGAGAGAUAAUAUUCCCCAAUGGAUCCUUGCUCUUCCUGAAUGUCACUCGGAAAGAUACAGGAGUCUAUUUGCUACGUGUGACUAUGGAAAACUUUGAUGAAGAGAAGGCAUAUGUGCAGUUUCAGGUACACCAGCCAGUGACUCUGCCUUUCAUCCAAGUCACCACCACCACCACCACCACCACCACCACCACCACCACCACCACCACCACCACCACAUUCAAUGACCUGGACUCUGUGUUCCUGACCUGCUUCUCAAAAGACAUGGGGAUCUCCUUCAGGUGGCUCUUCAAUGGCCAGAGUCUGAGACUCACUAACAGGAUGAAGCUGUCCCACAACAACAGCAUCCUCAGCAUAGACCCUGUCAGGAGGAAGGAUUCUGGAGACUAUCAGUGUGAGGUAUCCAAUCCAGUCAGUUCCAAAAGGAGUGACCCCAUCCAGCUGGACAUAAUAGAUCCAGUGACUAAACCCUCCAUUCAAUUCACCAACACCACGGUCAACGGUGUGACCUCUGUGCUCCUGAACUGCUUGACAAACGACACUGGGAUCUCAAUCCAUUGGCUUUUCAAAGGCCAGAGUCUGAGGAUCACGAAUAGGACGAGGCUGUCCCCGAACAACAGCACCCUGGAAAUAAUCCCUGCCAGGGGUUCAGAUUCUGGGGACUACCAGUGUGAAGUAUCCAAUCAAGUCAGUUCCCAGAGGAGUGACCCCAUGCAGGUCAACAUAAUAGAUCCAGUGACUCCAUCCUCCAUCCAAGUCACCAACAACACAGUCAAAGAUAUGAUCUCUGUGUUCCUGAACUGCUUGUCAAACAACACUGGGAUCUCAAUCCAUUGGCUCUUCAAAGGCCAGAGUGUGGAGCUCACAGACAGGAUGAAGCUGUCCCACAACAACCGAACCCUCCAAAUAGACUCUGUGAGGAUUGAGGAUUCUGGGGACUAUCAGUGUGAAGUAUCCAAUCAAGUCAGUUCCACGAGGAGUGACCCCAUCCAGCUGGACGUAAUAGGUGGACGUCGACUUUCAUUACAGAGUAUUAUUGGCAUUAUUGCCCAAUGUCUGAUGGGGCUGAUUGCAGUAAUAUUUGUACUGGUUUUCCUGUGGCGCAGCCGUCGUGGCAGGGAGCCACAAAUUGAGAACAAUAUUAAACAAGAGGACAAUGAGCCAACCAAUCUCAAUGAAACCUCAAAAGCAGCCUCAAAUGUGAAACCUCAAAAGGAAAAGAAGCCAAAAGUAAAUUCUCAACCAAAUUACCACCCACAGCACCAGCUAGAAAACAGCAAAUAUGAUGGGGGCAAGAAGUAAGAGCAUGCUCAGUGAGGACAACUGGACCCGUCUACCCACAGUGGAUGGAGCUUCACAUUAUUUCCUGGAAAACAAUGUCCAGCAACACAAGUCCCUAACUUCAGUCUUCCCAUCUGCACCAGCAACAACAACGGUCUUCUGAAAUAAAAAAAAAAUCGAUGGGACCUGUCC
Molecule: messenger RNA, 1918 nt
Organism: Peromyscus maniculatus bairdii (prairie deer mouse)
Lineage: Eukaryota; Metazoa; Chordata; Mammalia; Rodentia; Cricetidae
Source: RefSeq, a predicted model, not a curated record